Messenger RNA from Syzygium oleosum, 5864 nucleotides. Its product is annotated as probable serine/threonine protein kinase IREH1. The record is from RefSeq and is a predicted model, not a curated record. Gene Ontology annotation, biological process: peptidyl-serine phosphorylation; intracellular signal transduction. Gene Ontology annotation, molecular function: protein serine/threonine kinase activity; ATP binding. The transcript is spliced from 19 exons. Bases 140 to 4123 code for a protein of 1327 amino acids. Lineage: Eukaryota; Viridiplantae; Streptophyta; Magnoliopsida; Myrtales; Myrtaceae.
UUUCUCUCUCUCUCUCUCUCUCUAUAUAUAUGCCGCAGCAACAGUGUCGGCCACUGGGAAGAAGGUAGUCGUCUAUGCUUCUUGGGAGCCUCCGGUCUAGCGUCGAGGAGGAGGAGGAGCGGGGGGCGACGACGACGACAUGGUGUUCAAGGGCAGGUUCUUCUCCUCCAAGAAGUCGGACUCCUCCAGCCCCGACGGAUCCAACAGCCCCCGAUCCCUCGGAUCCAACUCCCCGAUCCGAUCCGACAAGAGGAAGCCCAAGCCCGCCUCCAAGCUCGACGACUCCGCCACCUCCGCCGCCUCCGCCGCCGCCGCCGCCACUUCUUCCUCCUCCUCCUCCUCCGGGUUCCCCUCCCCGUGUCGUCAAACCCAAGUCAAGGACGGUCAGAAGAAGAAGGAUGCCAGGGGCAAGGAGCCCGAGAAGCCGAGCCAGGCUCACGCCCCGCAGAAGCACAACCCGGUGUCUUUCAAGUCGGGCUCGUCGCUCGGGUCCAAGUCCAAGAAAGGGACGGUAGCCGCCGCCGCCGCGGCGGCGGCGACGGCGACGGGGACGAACCCGGUUGAGGAGAAGGAAGCGCCGUCUUCGGUGUCGCCGAUAUUGGCUUCCUCGUUGGGAUUGAAUAGGAUAAAGACGCGGUCCGGCCCGCUGCCGCAGGAGAGCUUUUUCGGGUUUAGGGGUGAGAAGGGGUCGGGUUUGGGGGCAAGUAAUCUCUCCAGGCCGAGUGUAAAUGUCGGGGAUCGGAGUUCGGGGUCGGCGAAUUCGAGUUCCGGUAGUGGUGGUAAGAAGAAGGAAGUGGAGUUUGCUCCUAGCAGAAUGGGUGUUCCUCAGGACAAUGCGAGGUUUGGAAAUUGGGUUGAAAAUGGGACCAAUUCCGACGGUGUGUCGCCAGGGAGUGUGCUGUCAAGGGAUCAGAGCCCCAAUUUGCCCGCAGCUUCCAGUUUGGCAAAUGCCGAAUCAUCUUCUGAAGCAGGCCAUGUGGAUUCAUCGUGGGGCCGUGCUGGAGACAUAAGAAGUUCAGAUGUUUGUACACCGGAGGAAUCGGAGUCUCCCCGUUUUCAAGCGAUUCUCCGUGUGACAAGUGCACCAAAGAAGCGAUUUCCUGGUGAUAUCAAAAGUUUCUCACAUGAGUUGAACUCAAAAGGUGUGCGGCCUUUCCCAUUUUGGAAACCUCGUGGCUUGAAUAAUCUGGAGGAGAUUCUGGUUGUAAUCAGAACCAAAUUUGACAAGGCCAAGGAAGAAGUCAACUCUGAUCUGGCUAUCUUUGCUGCUGAUUUGGUGGGAAUUCUUGAGAAAAAUGCUGAAACUCAUCCUGAGUGGCAGGAGACCAUUGAAGACCUGCUGGUGUUAGCUCGUAGCUGUGCUAUGACAUCACCUGGAGAGUUUUGGCUUCAGUGUGAAGGAAUAGUUCAGGAGCUUGACGACAGGCGCCAAGAACUUCCCAUGGGAAUACUGAAACAACUUCACACAAGAAUGCUUUUCAUCCUGACAAGGUGUACUAGGUUGUUGCAGUUCCAUAAGGAAAGUGGAUUGGCCGAGGAUGAGCAGUUCCUGCAUCUUCGUCAGUCCAGGGUGCUGCAUUCUGCUGACAAGCGAUUUUCGCCCAGCAUUGGGAGAGAUGGUAAGAGUUUGAGUGCAGCAAAGCCCUCAAAAGCACCUUCAUCCAGGAAAUCUUAUAGCCAAGAGCAGCAGCAUGGCUUGGAAUGGAAGAGAGAACGUCCCAUGCAGAGAGAUGAUGUUCUCUCUCCUCCAGCUAAUGACACUCCUAAGAACGAGUCACCUGGAGGUAGGAAUCGGAUGGCUUCAUGGAAAAAACUCCCAACUCCAGCUGGGAAAGCCUUGAAAGAGUCCGUCCCAGCGAAGGAGCAUCAUGAUAGUAAAGUUGAACCUGGAAAAGCGUUCAACAAUAGGAGAGGAAUGUCCGACGGGGAUGUUGCUGUGAAGUCUCCUGAACUCCUUUCUGCCCGAGAGUCUUCUAAGCAUCAGCACAAGGCUUCUUGGGGUUACUGGGGAGAUCAAGCACAUGCUUCUGAGGAAAGCACCAUAAUCUGUCGUAUUUGCGAAGAGGAGGUUCUUACUUCAUUUGUAGAAGAUCACUCUCGAAUUUGUGCAGUUGCUGACCGAUGCGAUCAGAAGGGUAUAAAUGUCAAUGAGCGUCUUCUCAGGAUAUCUGAAACUCUUGAAAAGAUGAUGGAGACCUUUCAGAAGGAUGCUCAACAUGUUGGCAGUCCAGAUGUUGCCAAGGUAUCAAAUUCAAGUGUCACUGAAGAAUCUGACAUACCCUCUCCGAAACUCAGUGACUGGUCAAGGAGAGGUUCAGAGGACAUGCUUGAUUGUUUCCAAGAUGUCGAUAACUCCAUUUUCAUGGACGAUAUGAAGGGUCUACCUUCCAUGUCAUGUAGAACCCGUUUUGGUCUUAAGUCUGAUCAGGGAAUGACAACAUCGUCCGCUGGAAGUAUGACACCUCGGUCUCCAGGAUUGACACCAAGAACCAGUCAGAUAGACUUGCUCUUGGCAGGGAAGGGUGCUUUCAGUGAGAAUGAGGAUUUCCCACAGAUGAACGAGCUGGCUGAUAUUGCUCGAUGUGUAGCAAGCACACCAAUGGAUGAUGAGAGAUCGUCACCCUUCUUACUGACCUGUCUUGAAGAUUUGAGGAUGGUUAUCGAUCGGCGGAAGUUUGAUGCGCUUACAGUGGAGACCUUUGGAACACGGAUUGAGAAGUUGAUACGGGAAAAGUAUUUACAGCUCUGUGAGCUGGUGGAUGAUGAAAAGGUCGACAUAACAAGUACUGUUAUCGAUGAAGAUGCUCCUUUGGAAGAUGAUGUGGUCCGUAGCUUGCGAACAAGUCCUGUUCAUUCUUCUAAAGAUCGAACAUCCAUCGAUGACUUUGAGAUCAUCAAACCAAUUAGCCGUGGUGCUUUUGGACGUGUUUUCUUGGCUAAAAAGCGAACGACUGGUGACCUUUUUGCAAUAAAGGUUCUUAAAAAGGCAGAUAUGAUUCGCAAGAAUGCUGUUGAAAGUAUUCUGGCUGAACGUGAUAUUUUGAUUUCAGUCCGUAAUCCUUUUGUGGUUCGCUUCUUUUAUUCGUUCACUUGUCGUGAAAAUUUGUAUCUUGUGAUGGAGUAUUUAAAUGGAGGAGACCUGUAUUCGUUGUUGAGAAAUUUAGGCUGCUUAGAUGAAGAAGUGGCUCGCGUGUACAUAGCAGAAGUGGUGCUUGCUCUUGAGUAUUUACAUUCUCUGCGCGUGGUUCAUCGUGAUUUGAAGCCUGAUAAUUUGUUGAUUGCUCACGAUGGUCAUAUCAAGUUGACAGACUUUGGGCUUUCUAAAGUUGGUCUCAUCAACAGCACUGAUGAUUUAUCGGGUCCAGCAGUUAGCGGCACAUCCAUGCUUGUAGAUGAAGAGCCUGAGCUAUCCAUGUCUGAGAGUCAGAAAGAAAGGCGGAAGAAACGUUCUGCUGUGGGCACACCCGACUAUCUGGCACCAGAAAUACUUCUGGGAACAGGACAUGGCACGACUGCUGAUUGGUGGUCUGUUGGUGUUAUAUUAUUCGAAUUGAUUGUUGGAAUUCCUCCAUUCAAUGCGGAGCAUCCACAGACAAUAUUUGAUAACAUUCUUAAUCGUAAUAUACCUUGGCCUAGAGUGCCUGAAGAAAUGAGCGCUGAAGCACAAGACCUAAUCGAUCGGUUACUGACCGAAGAUCCUCACCAGAGACUUGGAGCUAGUGGAGCAUGGGAGGUGAAGCAGCAUGUCUUCUUCAAAGAUAUCAACUGGGACACUCUUGCCAGGCAGAAGGCGGCAUUUGUCCCCUCUUCAGAAAGUGCCCUGGAUACGAGCUACUUUACAAGCCGCUACUCGUGGAAUACUUCAGAUGAGCAAUUUUAUCCUGACAGCGAAUUUGAGGACUUGAGUGACGAGGAUAGCUUGAGUGGAAGCAGUUGCCUCAGCAAUCGCCAAGAAGAAGUGGGAGAUGAAUUUGGGGGUCUUGCUGAGUUCGAGUCUGGCUCAUCUAUCAACUACUCAUUCAGCAAUUUCUCGUUCAAGAAUCUCUCUCAGUUGGCAUCGAUCAACUAUGAUUUGCUUUCUAAGGGAUGGAAGGAUGAUCCUCCGCCCAAUUCCGGUGCAUGAUUGCUUAUCUUCCCCCACAAAAGCGGGGAGGGAAUACUAUUGAACUUGGCUUGUGACGAGCUUUGGAGGGCACCGACUGACCUCGUCGCUGUUUAUAUACCCUGUACAUAGAUAGAAGAGACAUUGAUAGAGAAACCGUGCCGGAGAUGUGCUCUCUCUGCAGUUAGGAAUAGCUAUAUCUUUCUAAGGAUCAAACAUGGCGAUCUGAGAUGUCCCGGUAUGUGGAGAGCUAAUAAUCUUUUCCAUCCUAGAGGAAAAUACUUCUCCUGUCCCCUGACGAUCGUCUCACUUCUAAAGCAAUUGACCAUCGGUGCAACUUCCAUUUUUGUCCGGUGAAGAUUUCGUGUUCAUCGUGCUUCUCGGGCAUGCCAACUCGCGGAGGUGAAUAAUAGCGGUGAUAAUUGCCCGUCCCCUCUUUGAGAAGCGCCGAAUUAUACGUUCAUGUUCAUGAAUUGGAUGUGGACCAUGAAACUAUUCACAAGAGUCUUGAACAGUCGAUUUUAACGAGUAAUUGGAAAGCAUAUGUUUCCGCUCCAUCAUAGAUCUAAAUAUGUUCAUAUCAUAUAACUUAAUGAACCUUUUUAAGAUCCAUAUCAUCUUUUCUCUCCUAUGUGAAAGUGAGUCAAAUCAUAAUGACAAAUGUCCAAGAAAAUCUGCCUGGAGCAAGGUAUCUGAGAAUGCUAUUCAGAUAAAGAGAAAAUCAGACAGAUGAUUGGCCCACUAGCCUGGUGUACUGGUUUUCUGUGUGCCCAGAUGUUUUUGUAUUUAUGUGAUCAACAAAUCUUGUGUUUUUCCCCUCAUACAAAACUCUGUUCCAUGUUAAAAGGUGGAGAUGUGGGGGGGACAGCAUCAACCCAGACCCAAGAGACGAGACAAGAAAACCCUUCAAAAAGAUUUUAAUUAAAAAAAUUAGAACACAGAGGUGCAACUUUUUGUUUAUUUCCAUACCUUAUCUGACUCCUUGUUAUUGGAUCUUAUGCAACCAAUCUAAAAAAGAUAAGUAGAGAGGAACAGAGACAGGUCCCAGAGUUUUUCCGGGGCCUGAAUGAAAAACAAAAGCUUGAUUAUCAUAUCCACCAUGGACCACAUGAAAUCAGACUGAUGAUCUUGGCCAUGUCUAUGGAGCCAAGUUUGUCAACCUUUUUGUUAGGCACCAUAAAUUCACAUCCUUUUUAAAAAGACCCUCAAGUAGCUGCUGGGAAUCACACAUAUGAGGAGAAUCCUAUACAAACCCACCUGCCGCCACCACCUCCAGCACCAAUUUCAAAAUUUUAAAUUCAUCAAAGGAAAGCCUUUUACUUUUUUUUUUCUUUUCUCUUGCAGCAGGUACAAAGAUAUUCGAUUGGUUAGCUGUAAAUCAAUAAUUACAUUCUCAUAAGGUUCCCGAAGUUAAUAUUUUAUUUUAUUUUAUAACAAUUAUGGAGAUUUGCCAACCAUCGUGACAGAGAAAGCACAUGCUGCAAUAACUGUACCAACAAGUUGGCUCACUGCAAUGUUUGAUUAAAGACUAGUGAAUUAGCCAAAAAGAAACUUCUCCAAGGAGGCCACAAAUUCAACUUUAGACUUCAGGUAUAUAUCUCAAUCUGAUUUUCAAAAGGUCCAGAAAACUUUAAACAAAGUUUGGUGGAUCAAUACACUUGAAAACACUAUUGCACCAAGCAUCCUAAGAAGCAACCGAAACAUCUCAAUCUGAACAGAUGACGAGUUGCAUCAAAAGCAAAAGGGGAAAGCAAAAGCAAAA